UCGCUAAUUCAGUCUAGGUACUGUCUGCAUUGAAUCGCAAGACUAGUUUCUUCAGUCUCUCUAGUUUCCAUCGGCACCAUGGUGACUUCAAAUGCCCCAUUCAAACCAUCGCCAUUGUCGUUCGGGGGGGCCCGAAGCUCUCCUUUUCGUCGGCCCUCGACACCAAAUUCCCCGCCCGCAGGGAUGCGACAGGGGACUCCAGGAAGCUCACCAGGCAGAUACACCCCGGUUCAGUCGCCAAGCAAGCUCAAUCAGUCGUACACAGCCAACGAAGACGAAACCUCUAUAGAGACAAAUGAGCCGAUUUCUCAGCCUAAAUUUACCGGGGAAUUACCCCCGUUGCCUACCAAAGGAGCCAGUUCGCCCAGCAGUCCAUCCCGAAUGGCGGGGCUCAAAUCCAACAGUAUGACGCCUGAACGGAGUGACGCUGCUACGAAUUUGAGCGCCGCACAGCUGAGAGAAAUUCGCGAAGCAUUUCAAGUUCUUGACAGGGAUAAUGAUGGGUUUGUGGAUAGGGAUGAUGUGGCUGACGUGCUUGCAAAUCUGGGCCAAGACCCGUCGGCAUCUGCUAUUUCGCGAUUCUUUCUUCCUGGAAGCGACCAGAAGAUCAACUUCCCCACAUUCCUCAAUACCCUGUCCGCAUUGAUUUCAUCUCUUUCGUCUUCCCAGGAGCUGCUUAACGCCUUGGCCGCAUUCGACGACGACGAUAGCGGUCAGAUUGACGUGCAGGAACUGCGGGAAGCUCUGCUUCACACAUCGCCAGAAGCCGGUGACAAACCGCUCACUGAACGGGAGGUCAAUGAGGUGAUGGCAGGUUUUACCGGACGGAGAAUGUUUGGCGGGAAAUAUUUGAGAAACAAUGGAAUCAGCGGAGGAGGAAAACGGGGUGAGGUAUUCAGGUAUCAAGAAUUUGUCGGGACUGUUGUAGGCGGAGCGGCGAGCGGGGCUGCAAACGGACCGCAAGGAAUUGAUGCAGCCCAAGGCUGAUUUGGAGAGAUCGAACGUCCAUAUAUGUGGUGCCUUUUCAUCAGGAGGGUUUGGGUUCAGGACGGCGUUUUGGAUGGUUCAUCUUUUCCUGUUUGUCUCUGCCUAGCAACGGAGUGUUAUAACAAGAGGAAUGAAUAUGAAUGCCAAUGAUUA
This is a messenger RNA of Monascus purpureus, 1140 nucleotides long. NCBI's taxonomy places the organism in Eukaryota, Fungi, Ascomycota, Eurotiomycetes, Eurotiales, Aspergillaceae. The record is from the annotation of a GenBank genome assembly.